This is a messenger RNA of Pocillopora verrucosa, 2312 nucleotides long. NCBI's taxonomy places the organism in Eukaryota, Metazoa, Cnidaria, Anthozoa, Scleractinia, Pocilloporidae. The record is from RefSeq and is a predicted model, not a curated record.
UAAACCCAGGCGAGACUGAUCGAGACGCCAAACAAUCACGCUAUUUACAAACACUUUAUCCCGUCUGGUGUAGUUUCCACGGCUUGGGUUGUACAUCGUAGCGAACUCAUCUUAUAAAUUCCAAUUACAGUGAAAGCCGGCAAGGAAAGUUGAUAAAUCAUGGGCAGGUGUGAGGGCAAACGUUUGCGUUCUUGCUGCCGUGAAUUCUUGCACUUUAUUCGCAGAAGACUGCUUCUCCACCUCCUUAUUUCGGGAGUAAUCAUAAGCUUCACUGCCGGUUCUUGGGCAAGAAAGAGCGUGAUGGAAAUCGAAGACCCAGAAAAGAAAGCUACUACCAUCAUGUUGAUUAGAUUUCCGGGUGAGCUCUUCAUGAACAUGCUGAAGUUGCUGAUCUUGCCGCUGAUUGUUACAAGUUUGAUCACCGCCUUGGCCACGCUGGACUCCAAAGCCAUGGGACGAAUCGGUCGUCGAACUGUACUUUACUACAUGGGAACUAUGCUGAUCGCUGUGCUUCUUGGAAUCGUCUUGGUCCUUUCUGUACGCCCGGGAGAACGCAGCAAACCUAGUGGAACCCACGAAAUUCUCUGGAGACCUUAUCGUGGUCUCGAUUCGCUUCUCGAUCUUUUGAGGAGCUGCUUUCCAGUGAACCUUGUGGAGGCAACUUUCAUACAGAAACGUACCAAAUACAAGACUGUCGACCCCGUUGUUAAAGAAUACAACGAGACAAUUAGGAACGGGACUCACAAUUAUACAGUUCUGAAGGAAGAGGAACUAGCUCCGGGAUCAUCGAUGGUUCCCGCGGGACUCGAAAUUGCUUCCCGAAAUAUGAACGUCCUUGGGUUGGUUGUGUUUUCCAUUGUGUUUGGUAUCGUGUUGGGGCGCGUUGGAAAACGUGGAUUGCCCAUGAAAGCCUUCAUUGAGUCGCUGAACGAAAUCAUCAUGAAAAUGGUAUCAUUAGUCAUGUGGCUCUCUCCGAUUGGAACCUGUAGUUUGAUAGCUGCUAACUAUGUCGGCAUGCAUGAUAGUCAGUAUGCAUUGAAAAUGCUGGGGUAUAUUAUGGUUACCGCCAUAGCCGGUCUUCUCUGCCACGGCUUUAUUAUUUUGCCGCUGGUUUAUUUGAUCUUCACGAGGAAAAACCCGAUUAUUUACAUCAAAAAUAUGUUGGAUGCCGUAUUAACAGCGUACGGUACAGAUUCCAGCGCUGCCACUUUGCCAACGACCAUGAGAUGUGUGGAGCAGAACAAUCACGUAGACAAACGUAUCAGUCGCUUCGUUCUACCGUUGGGUGCCACAGUUAAUAUGGACGGAACCGUGUUGUACGAAGGCGUUUGUGUUCUCUGCAUCGCGCAGCUUCACGGAAUCAGCCUUGGGGCAGGACAAGUUAUUACUAUUUUAUUGACAUCUAUGACUGCGGCGGCAAAUCCGUCUGCAGGCCUGGUUACCAUGCUGAUUGUGUUACAGUCUGCUAAUCUCCCCACCAGUGAUGUUACUCUUCUUUGGGCAGUGGACUGGUUCAUGGAUCGAAUCCGUACUGUUGUAAAUGUUCUUGGGGAUGCAAUCGGCGCUGGUAUAGUUGGACACCUGUCACGUGAUGAACUGAAGAACGCUGACCAAGCAGGCAUGGAAGAAGGUGGACAGGGAGAUAGAUGUACAGUCUGAAGGACGUCGCUUUGUUAAAAAAGACCCAGAUCAGAACUUCUCACCAGGAAUGACCAGCUUUGAGAGGUCCUCAGAGGAGUUAAUCAAGAAUCUGAAAGGAGACAAUGACAAAGAGGACCUUGGGAAAGACACAUCUCACGAUUCAGAGCGACAACCAGAAUCCACAGGGUGAACCAACAUGUGGCAGGACUCGUCUGGGCAUGGAUCUGCCCACUUCUAUGAGGAAAAAGUCAAUUUGACUGAAUACUACAAUGACGGCAAAAAACAAACAAUGGAAUAUGUAAUAAAAGCCAUUAAGUCGUUCACUCCUCGCAAUAAAACUCGAUCAGCUCACCUGUUGUCCAGUAACAGUCUAUCAGUUAUUGCCCUUGCAAGGCCGUAGUAUAACCAACCGGGCACCAUAAAACACUCAGCACAAGUAUAACCAGGUAAUUGUCUUAAGCAAACCAGCGAAUCAAACAAAAUAAGUCCAUGAUUCAAGACUGCAAUUAACCCGACAGAUUCAGAAUCCAUUCAUCGCAUGAUGAGAGAUGAUCGACAGACUGCCUGGCGCAAUCUCUAGACGCACUUAAACAAUAAGAUCGUUUAAUUAUGUGUACACUAAAACAGUGCCUAACGUUGAAGGCGCGCUCUGAUUCGCUAUUCACCGAGCA